AUGAAAAAUAUGAAAAACGAGCUCGUGGAUGAAGCACCAACUGGUACGGUAGGAGUAGCUCAAGAAAGCAGAUGGAUGACCACCGAAAUUUUCGUGAAGUGGCUCCAGGAUUUUCAAAGCUUUGUAAAAGCUAGUCAUAAUGAAAAAGUCCUUCUUAUUGUCGAUGGCCAUGCCAGCCAUAAGUCAUUCGAAGCUUUGAACUUUGCCGAGGAGAAUUGA
This is a messenger RNA of Acanthoscelides obtectus, 219 nucleotides long. The record is from the annotation of a GenBank genome assembly. NCBI's taxonomy places the organism in Eukaryota, Metazoa, Arthropoda, Insecta, Coleoptera, Chrysomelidae.